Molecule: messenger RNA, 399 nt
Organism: Bombus huntii
Lineage: Eukaryota; Metazoa; Arthropoda; Insecta; Hymenoptera; Apidae
Gene: Dsk
Exons: 2
Source: RefSeq, a predicted model, not a curated record
UUUCUAAACAUAAAUAUAACUUUUGCUCCAAUUUGCAUGAUGCCGGUCAUUUGGUUAUUUUAUGCCAAAUGUGAAACAGCCGCCGAACUUGCUACAAGGGUGGGUAUAAAGCUUACUCAAUUCGUUAUACGUUUGAUUAAAAACAUUAUAUAUGUCGGGUUAACACUGGGAGUAGGAUUGUGGGCGCCAAAUGAAUCUUCGCGGGAAUUAGCCAUUGAUGCGUCCUUUGUUCCACGAUACUACAUGUAUAAUAUAGAAAAUCUGCUUGUUGACCAUGAUGAUUUCGUAGAUUUCGUAAGUAAACGACAACAGUUUGACGAUUAUGGUCAUAUGAAAUUGGAGAAAAGGGAACAAUUCGAAGAUUAUGGUUAUAUGCGAUUUGGCAAGAGGCACGGUUAA